This is a messenger RNA of Fomitiporia mediterranea MF3/22, 3382 nucleotides long. RefSeq names its product aldehyde dehydrogenase. Bases 64 to 1638 code for a protein of 524 amino acids. The transcript has 22 exons. NCBI's taxonomy places the organism in Eukaryota, Fungi, Basidiomycota, Agaricomycetes, Hymenochaetales, Hymenochaetaceae. The record is from RefSeq and is a predicted model, not a curated record. Gene Ontology annotation, molecular function: aldehyde dehydrogenase (NAD+) activity.
UCGGUUCAAGGUACUUAGUAAACAAGUCAGUGCUUUGAGCUUAACUAGCCUCCGUGCUUCUCCAUGAGACCAACAAGUAUAGGGUCCUUCAAAUUCAGAAAUCUCUAUGUUCCGUAUCUUGGAAAUUCGUCGAUUCCUCAAAAUAUCGGAACGGCACAAACUAAUGAAAAGUUAACUAUCGUCAAUCCUGCUGACGGAGAGGAGAUCUGCUCAGUAUUAUCUGCCUCAAAGGAGCUCGUUGAUUAUGCAGUGCGUAAAGCGAAUGAGGUUUUCUCGUCCGGCGUCUGGUCACGCAAGCCAGCACAUGAACGUUCAAUCGUACUUUCGCGCCUCGCCCGUGCCCUUGAAGCGAGGAUGCCUGACUUCGUCGAGAUAGAGUCCAUGCAGACUGGCCGUGCAAUCCGAGAAAUGGCCGCACAAGUCGGUCGACUUCCUGAAUGGCUAGAUUAUUAUGCUGCACUGCUUAGGACGCGCGAGGAUUUUGUUGCACCCACUCAAGGAAAACUACUAAACUACGUCAAACGAGUGCCCUUGGGUGUCGUUGCGCAGAUAACGCCUUUCAAUCAUCCGCUUCUCAUUGCAGUGAAGAAACUCGCUCCCGCCCUUGCCGCAGGAAAUAGCGUUAUCGUCAAGCCUUCCGAAUUAGCUCCUAUAUCUGUGCUCGAGUUUGCUCAAUUGGCAAGUGAUUCUGGGUUGCCAGACGGUGUACUCACUGUGCUCCCUGGCCUUGGACAUACAACGGGCAAAGAUCUCUGUUCCAACCCUUCGAUAUCAAAAGUCGACAUUACGGGAGGCACUAAAGUAGGUCGAGAACUCGGGAGCAUAGUCUCUUCAAAUCUCGCGUAUUAUACUGCGGAACUCGGGGGAAAAGCCCCAAUAGUAAUGUUUAACGAUGCUGAUCUUGAAAUGGCCGUUAAUGGGACGGCGUUUGCUGCAUUUGUUGCGUCAGGGCAGACAUGCGUUUCAGGUGCUCGUAUAAUCGUGCACGAGAAUAUUUACGACAAGUUUAUGUCUACACUUGUGGAAAAGACUAAAUCCAUUACUCAAAGGAUAGGAAAUCCGUUAAAUCCGAAGUCGAGUAUGGGUACGAUCAUAUCGAUGCAUCAUCUACAGAGAAUUGCCGACAUGGUCAAUCGCACAUCCGGGACCGUCUUGCUCGGAGGCAACCGGUUACACGGCCUGUCUCCGUUAGACGGCUUCGACCUAUCGAAAGGAAGUUUCUUCGCUCCGACGAUAGUUACUGAUAUUGAUACAACGGACGAACUCUGGCAAGAGGAAAUAUUUGGUCCUGUUAUCGUUGUCAAGACUUUCUCAACCGAAGAGGAAGGGAUCCGGCUGGCAAACGAUUGUAAAUACGGUCUUGGAGCAGGCAUCUGGACAUCAAAUCUUUCAAGAGCACAUCGAGUCGCGGAAGAAAUUCAAGCAGGACUUGUAUGGGUAAAUACUCACCAUCGAAACGACCCCAGCUCGCCUUGGGGUGGCAUGAAACAGAGCGGUGUCGGUAGGGAGAAUGGACUUGAGGCGUAUGAAUCUUAUACUCAAAGCAAGUCCAUCAUAGUCAACAUUGCUAGUACGGAAGAAUCGAGAACAGCAGGAGACUGGUUUGCAGAGGAAGGAAACGCAAAACGAUAUGGAUGACAGCGUUGCGCGUGAAUACCGUUAAAUAACAUGGAACGCAUGGAUGGAUGGAUGUAAAUAAAUACUGAUGGAAAGCAUUGAAAUGAAACUUGCGUCGUGUCUAAAGCCGAUCAUUUCAAGGGUAUACAGUGAGCAUGUAGAAAUGUCCUGGUAUUGAUCUUUAACAGAUACGCUGCGACUUCUAUGUCCAGGGGAGGACACAGUUUGACUUCGACUACAGGCUCCCACAACACGCCAGAAGUUGCUCUGAAGGUCGUCUGUAACCAUUAUCCAAUAUGCUCUGUGCUACUUUCUCAUACAUUUCCUUGGCGUUCUGUUCCGCAUCGAAGUUAAGCAGCCACUCUGGGAAUGGGAUGGAAACCUCUUCGUCCUCGGCUCGUGAAUCAGGACUCUUGUGAAAGUUGUCCCGAGUUGAGACGCCUUGUAGUUGAGCACGAAGGACGCGGUCGUACCUGAUGUGCUCAAAUACUCUCAAUGCCAAUGGAAUAUCCUUCUUCCCCGCACGCUCCAGAACUGUAGCGAGCGCCACACCAUCCUCCACACCCUGGGAUGCACCCUGAACACUCGUUGGAAGGAAAGUGUGCGCAGCAUCGCCGAUAAUGACAGUUCUUCCGCCCGAACUGACCCACGUUGGUAAGGGGUCACGAUACACGAGCUUCCAAUCGAUACAGGAAGGUGCCUUCUCUAUUAUUGCACGGCAGCGAGGGUCCCAGCCCUCGACGUAGGAAAGAACCUCGGAAAUCUUUCCGGGGAACGACCAUGAUUCGUCGACGUCGUAAUCAUCUCUAUGUGUCAAGACCCAGCACAUCUCUUCGCCAUUCUUAAAUGACAUGGCCAGCAUGUGCACAUCCUUUCCGACCCAACCGUGGAACGCACCACCUUCCUCGCAAAAGAAGCUCGUUAAAGGAUCUUUGUCGAUGCCUCGUUCUCUUGAGUUAAACCAUGCCCUAUAAACCGCAUAGUCAGAGGGCUUGGCUUUGUCCUGAUGGCCCUGAACAAGCUCUCGCGCACGACUUCUGGCGCCAUCAGCGCCGACCACGAUGUCUACUUCUAAUCUUUCACUAUUCACAAUUACACCAGCUUUACCACUCUCUGGAUCUUCCCAAUAAUCCGUGACGUCCUGACCAAAUCGGACGUCAACCCCCAUUUUCUUGGCGUAUUUGAGAAGAAUCUCAUGGAUCUCCCCGCGACGACCAUUGUACGAGUUUGAUCCGUAUAACCGUUGCGGAAGCACCUGUUUAUUGAUCACUCUCCCGCAAAAGUUAUGCAUAUACAUGUGGGGGUGUUGCGUGCAAAUGUCCAUUAACUGUUCUCCUAGUCCCCAUUUCUCAAACAAGCGUCCAGUAUUCGUAGCAAAUGAAAUUACAUCUCCUAAAUUCUCUAGAGAGUGACGCUUCUCCAAUAGAAUGACUUUGUGGCCUUUGCGCCUUGACUCUAUUGCACAUGCGAGGCCCGCAAAACCACAUCCGACAAUGAUUACUUCAAUCACCGAAGACUCGGAGUUAGAAGAGGCGGAUUUCGAAGGCAUGACCGAAAAGUGUGCCUUGAACAAAAACCAAGACUAGUUGACGAUCACGGAUGUAGAUUUGGUUGAGAAAAAGGGCUAAUCACGAAGAGACCUAGUAAAGGCUUUUUGAAAUUGCUGCACAGAAUGGGCAGCAACACCACAUCCAGUCAGGAAGGGUCGACCUUUUAUACUGCUUCCAGUGUAAACCCAAUCGGCCACAUUGUAUAUGAGAAGCAA